AUGACCGCGAGCCCCUGGCGACGGGCCCGAGCCGAGUUGGCGGCUCUUUGGGCGUGCCUGGGAUUCGCGUUGCUGGCGCGCGGGGAAUCCCCGCCAUCCGCCACGCCGCGAGCAUCGGAUGCGCUCGCGACGGGGCCGGGAUUGGCUGGCGGGGGCGGCCGGGGGGAGUGCUUCGCGGUUGUGGAGUACGUGGCGAGCGUGGGCGACCCGUUGAAGGCCAACAAGUCGGAGCUGUUUCGCGGGGAGGUCACGGUGUUCGCAGGCAGCGACAGCGGAGAGAUCGCCAGUGGGGUCAUCCAUCUGGGAUGGACCUUCACAGCUGGGGAAAGGCUCAAAGGGAAAAGGGAUAUCUUUGUGGACACCACAGAAUUCACAUUUUCGGCCGAGACGGUGGAGCAUCAAAGGAUCAUGCUGUCAUGGAAUGAAUCUGCGGGAUUCGCCGGUGGAGGCUCGUCGUCUUCGGUGGGGUUUGUGGGGGACAAGGGAAACGACGGAACCUCUGAAUCUCCAGUCUACAGGCUGGACAUCCCCGAAGACAUCGAGCUCAACGGCCACGAGUGCGAUCCAGUUACGACGCAGGAGUGGGUCGCGAAGUCGAGAGGAGAGGAGAGCAGGGGAGACGUGGUUGUGCGCUACCUGCCCGUGGAAUUCAAGAAUCUCAGGAUCACAGACGGCUUUGCAACCUCUCGCAUCAUUUUUGUAGUGAGGAUUGUGAAUGUGGGAGCGAAGGUCAUGGAUCUGCAAAGUGUGACUGCGGAGUACUGGUUCGACGGCGGCUACCAGGGAGUACCGAGGAACGCCACAGAAGAAGUUCCAUUCAAAUCCCACUGCGUGGAUGCAACGACAGGUUGCGACAAAAUGAGAACGACAGUAAAGCCCGGACUGGCGGGAGUCCAAGGAGCCAAGUACAAGGUGGAGAUGUCGUUCGCCAAAGGUGCUGGAAUUUUGAAGGCGAACCAGACCCUGGAAGGUAACAAGAAUGCAUCUAGAUCGGACCCCCCCUUCUUUGAAGCCAUCGUGAACAUAUCGUCCAACAGGAUACUGAGUCAGAUUGACGCCACCAAGGACUUCUCGUUCGCGGACACCGCGGUCGAUGACCGGCUGUCUGCCCUGCCGGACUCUUUUGUGCAACGGUUGUACGAGAACAACACGCACAUCCCCGUAUAUGUGGAAGGCAGGCUCGUGUGGGGAAGCUCGCCAGCAGCCGGAAGGCAGAAGGUCGUUCAGGCGGGCGGAUUCCAGUGCGAGAUGAGGCAGCACAAUGCGACCCAAUGUGGGCUGCGCAAGAAGUACUGCUGCAAAUCCGAGCCCUCUACUUUUGUGGUAGAACCGCCGCUUUUCGUGGAGCCCAACACGACGACCGGGACGCAAGGGCCCAGCUCAAGCGGCACUUUCCUUAUUCCCGCAAUAGGAGGCAUGGCGGGAACUUUUGUGUGCCUGGCGAUCAUUGCCUGCUGCUGUGUAAUUCGCCGACGCCGUGGCCGGCGGGCCGCUAAGCUGAGGGCAAUAGAGAAAAUGGCAAAAGAUGAAGAUGGCUACGGCAGCACCGAUGCGUUCACGAAACGCCGUGAAUCGCCAGCCUACAGCAUAGAAAGCCCUGUGGUUUGGUGGUAUGAUGAUGACCCCGGAAUGGACGACAAGGAAGUCGAGUUGGAGCGAGAGCCCCUUGUUUCCAAGGAUGUCAAGUUCCACACUGCGCCUUCUAUAUCUGGAGCCGAAUCCUGCCUGCUUUUGGACAUGACAGAAAAAGCGGAGUUCACAGACUGGAGUGCCAGGGAUAUGAAGUCCUGGAAUGGGUACAUCCACUGGAAAUGGGAAGGCAUUGACAUGUCCUUUGCCGCGGAGUCGCGCCAAGUCCGCAGGACGGCCACGCAGGCCACCGGUCCGGGCCCUCACGGCGUCCUCACACAAAACUUCCAAAACCCCUCGUCGGUGAAUUUCGGAGUCGACUACAAGAAGGAGAUCGAGCCUUUCUUGGGGACGAAGAUCGGAGAGGGAGGCUUUGGGAAGGUGUUUGAAGCCACUUGGAAGAAAGUGAAAGUUGCUGUUAAGGUCAUGAAAGUGGACAACGACGCCAUGCAGCAGACGCUGGUGGACGAAAUCAAGCUGACCAGCAGGUUCCACCACCCAAACAUCGUGAAAGUCCUGGCGGCCUGCUUCAAAGACAAGGAGAACGUCUGCCUCAUCAUGGAGCUCGUGGAGGGCGGCAACCUGUCGCAGCGCAUCCACAACCGCAACAAGAGGAAAUUGGACUACCUGGAGGUCUUGAAGCUCGGGCAUGACAUUGCCAAAGCUCUGGCUUACCUACACCCCACCGUCAUUCACCGCGACCUGAAGCCGCAGAACGUGCUCAUGGACAAGAAGGGACGCGCUAAAAUUGCAGACUUUGGCAUAUCCAAAUUCAAGGACCCUCACAAGAGCUACCUAUCGGUCACGCAGACAGGAGGGACGCCGAAUUACAUGGCACCAGAGCUAUUCAACGGCACGCGGGUGGACGAGAAGUGUGACAUAUUCUCCGUGGGGUGCAUUUUGUACGAAGCCAUCGCCCGCAAGGUGCCAUUUUCGGAUCUCCCUUACAACAACUUCGCUCCGCAGCUCUUUCAGAUAAUCAAGGCGGUCGCAAUCGACAAGAAGAGGCCCAAAAUUCCAGAGUACUGCCCACACAAGCUGGCACACCUGAUUCGCAGCUGCUGGAAGGAGAAUCCCAAGGGGAGGCCAAGCGCCGCCCAAGUGCAAGACACCAUCGAGGGGCUCAUGAAGGAGGAGAUGCGGCAGAGGAAGACGGACGCUCUGCAUGAGCGGCAAGCCAGCGGGGCCAGCAGCGUGGAAAGAAGCACAGGUGAGGAGCAUUGGGACAAUGCGCUCUUGGCUGGCAUGGUGUGA
Messenger RNA from Ostreobium quekettii, 2883 nucleotides. The record is from the annotation of a GenBank genome assembly. NCBI's taxonomy places the organism in Eukaryota, Viridiplantae, Chlorophyta, Ulvophyceae, Bryopsidales, Ostreobiaceae.